AUCGCCUCAGGCAAUGGCGACAACACAGCGCGACUGUGGGACGCGCAAACCGGUGCACCCGGUCUCACCUUAUGCGGCCAUACCUCCCAUAUUACGAGCGUGGUGUGUUCGCCCAGCGGCCAGCAGAUCGCCUCAGGAAGUCAUGACAAUACGGUGCGGCUGUGGGAUGUGAAUUCGGGUCAAUGUUUGGCAGUUGUUGAAGAUUUCCAUGGAUCAAUCACAAGCAUCACCUGGAACGCUACUUUUAACGGCACCUAUUUCGCAACCGGCUGUUCCGAUAUGUCUGUUCGCAUGUGGCAGGUCAUAGAGGAGGAGGAUCGCUAUCAGGUGCGCCUGCAUUAG
Gamsiella multidivaricata is the source of this 342-nucleotide messenger RNA. Its product is annotated as WD40-repeat-containing domain protein. Gene Ontology annotation, molecular function: protein binding. The annotation marks the transcript as partial. The transcript has a single exon. The record is from RefSeq and is a predicted model, not a curated record. NCBI's taxonomy places the organism in Eukaryota, Fungi, Mortierellomycota, Mortierellomycetes, Mortierellales, Mortierellaceae.